This is a messenger RNA of Mesoplodon densirostris (Blainville's beaked whale), 5949 nucleotides long. It is a transcript of the gene CASP10, whose product is annotated as caspase 10. Gene Ontology annotation, molecular function: protein binding. The record is from RefSeq and is a predicted model, not a curated record. Bases 98 to 1654 code for a protein of 518 amino acids. Lineage: Eukaryota; Metazoa; Chordata; Mammalia; Artiodactyla; Ziphiidae. Gene Ontology annotation, biological process: negative regulation of extrinsic apoptotic signaling pathway via death domain receptors; proteolysis. The transcript is spliced from 10 exons.
AGAGGAUUCUAAUUUCUUUAAAGCUCUGUUCUCAGGAAAAUUUUCUGAGAACUUUUUACCUCCAGAGGAUCAGUGGAAUUUGAUCUGAAGGCUGGCCAUGACAUCGCAAGGCCAAAGUUUGAAUUCCACUUUAGAUGAUACCUGUCAAGUGAACUUUCGAGGGAUGCUUCUGACUAUUGAUUCGUAUCUGGGGGAUCAAGAUGUGGAGCGCCUGAAGUUUCUCUGCCGAGACUCCAUUGCCCCCAAGAACCUGGAGAAGUGCGGCUCAGCCUUGGAUAUCUUUGAUUACCUGUUGGCAGAGGAAUGGCUGAGUGAGGAAGACCCCUUCUUCCUAGCGGAGCUCCUCUAUACCAUCAAGCAGAAGGCCCUCCUUCGGCACCUCCGCUACACCAAGGAGCAGGUGGAGUGCUGGCUGCCUGUCCGCCGGAAGGUCUCUCUGUUCAGAAACCUGCUCUAUGAACUGUCAGAAGACAUCAGCUCAGAGAACUUAAACAGCAUGAUCUUCCUUCUGAGGGAGUCGAUUCCAAAAGUCCAGAUGACCUCUCUAAGUUUCCUGGCAUAUCUGGAGAAACAAGAUAAAAUAAAUGAAGAUAAUCUGGCAUUACUGGAGGAUCUCUGCAAAAAAAUUGUACCUAAUCUUAUGAGAAAGAUAGACAAAUAUAAAAGAGAGAAAGCCUCCCAGGUAGGGGCACCUCCUGUAGCCAAGGAAACUGAGUCAUUGCAUCAAGGAGAGAAAGAACUAUUUUCCCGCUCGGACAUUAACCAAUUGCUUGGAGCCUUGCCGGAGGUGUCCUGGCAAGAUGAGCAUGCACAGAGUAAUGGUGACAGAGAAACCCCGGUCUCCGUGGAGAUGUUGGGAGCAUCCGUUGACACUCUAACUUGUGAAACCAGUACAAAGGAGACAGCUGUGUACAGGAUGGAUCGGAAACACAGAGGGUAUUGUGUUGUUGUCAAUAACCACAGUUUUACCUCACUGUCAGAAAGACCAGGGACCAAUAAAGAUGCUGAGUGCCUGAAGCGCGUGUUUCAGUGGCUUGGGUUCACCGUGCAUAUUUAUGUCAAUGUGACUAAAGACCACCUAGAGAAGGUUCUGAAGUAUUUUCAGACUCAUCCAGGCCAUGCUGAUGGAGACUGCUUUGUGUUCUGUGUUCUGACCCAUGGGAAAUUUGGAGCUGUCUACUCUUCUGAUGGGAACCUCAUUCCCAUCCGGCAGAUCAUGUCUCACUUCACAGCUCAGCAGUGUCCUGCUCUGGCUCACAAACCCAAACUCUUUUUCAUACAGGCCUGUCAAGGUGAAGAAAUACAACCUUCCGUAUCCAUUGAAGCAGAUGCAGUAAAUCCUGAGCACGUGCCCCCUUCCCUUCUGGACAGUGUUCCCGUUGAGGCGGAUUUCCUUCUUGGCCUGGCCACUGUCCCCGGCUACGUGUCCUUUCGGCACAUGGAGGAAGGUAGCUGGUAUAUCCAAUCUCUGUAUAAUCAUCUGAAGGACUUGGUCCCAAGACAGGAAGAUAUCUUAUCCAUUCUCACUGCUGUCAACGAUGAUGUGAGUCGACAAGAGGACAAACACGGAAAAAAAAAACAGAUGCCUCAGCCUGCUUUCACACUACGUAAAAAAGUAGUAUUCCCUGUGCCACAGGAAGAACUUUUACUAUAGUAGAAAGUUUUGAUCGACACUUACACUUGAAAGGACACUUUGGGCAUCGCUUCCAACCUCCCACCCGUCAUAGAAAUCAGUGACAGGUAGUGAGCUGGCCACCUGUCUUUCUAGUAGAAGAACAUGCCCUAUCUUCUGACACAAGAAAAUCUUUUUUUUUUUUUUUUUUUUUGUUAAGUCUAAAUGGUAGAAAACUUUCUUUGUUGAAGCCUUGGACUGUAGUCUUGAAUUUAGUUGUGUACCCCGAGAAAAAAGUGAUUAGCCUCGGUUUGUGCAUCUGUGAAGUAAAAGGUGGGACCUGGUGUAUUUUAAGGUUCCUUUUAGCUCAGAACCACUGUUUGGCCUUGACUGAGCUUAGAUUUUCCUUCUACAUAUGCUCACCCCUUGUUAUAAUUCUGUAUCCCCUCUGAAUGGUCUUGUUUUGGACACUGGAAGAUGAUGAGAUCAUGGUUCAAUGACCCUCUCCUUGUUCUCCCCUAAAAUUUGAUCUAUGCCAUACCCAUUUCCUGCUUUAGUGUAAGGAAGGUGUUUCUGCAGGCAAUGUUUCUCUUGGGCCAGGAACAGGGUUGGCUCUCAGAAGAUGACAGCUCAGCAUGAAGACAGACACAUUCAGCUGCUCUGGGAGCACAAACUUUACAACCUUGGAUUAAAUUCCAUGUUGGUCAGGACCCUUUCAGACGCCGCUGACAGAACACCCACCUCACACCAACUAAAGCAAAAAAGAAAAUUGGUGGCUUCUUUCACCUGAAAACACAUGAACGCGGAGACUGGCUUCAGGUGAGGCUUGAAUCAGGACUAAAUCUGCACACAGCAUCUCUCUCGGUCAGAGUCCUCAGGGUUGGCAGCUGACUGUAGUCAACAGCCCCUGCCUUAGCUCUAACACACUCUGCUCCUCUGACCCAAAGUGAUGAGGAGAGAGGUGGCCUCAGGGACUGUGUUCACAGGGCUUGUUGCUCUCUCUGGCCAGGCAGUGUCUGGCUAUGCCUUCUGGAGGGGGAAGCUCUGUAUGGAAGCCUUGAUACUUUAAAAAUUAAGGUUGUGAACACUCCUAUGUACUGAACUUUUUUUUUUUUUAAUUUCAAGAGGAAUUUUUAAUUCUUGGAAGGAAUUAAAUGUUAGUUCCUGGAAGGAGGGAGAUUGAAAGUCCUGUGGUUAAUGACUUCAUUUAUAGACGAAGAAACUAAAGCCCAAGGAGACAGAGUGAUUUGCUACAACGUCCAGCCAGCUAUCGGUUUACAGGAUUUUAUUUCCCACUUAACUGAACUGGAAUGUCAUGGGUCAUAACAGGACUUUAUGAACAUUUCUUGGAUAUGUAGGUGCUCAUGAAAGAUGUCAGGGAAGGAAGAAAAAAUAACUCAGUGAUGCUUGAUUUUAUAAUUAUUUUUAUGAAAGUCAAAUUAAAGUCUGGCAAAUUUGCAAUGAGAAAUAUUCAUAAGAACCUUGUUAUAAUGUAGCUAGUAAUUACAUGGAUUUGAAUGUAGGUUGACCAAGGAAACAAAUGUCAUAUAUGUCAGGAUGAUCUUCCAAAAUCAUUGUUCAUAUGUGUCAAAGCUAACAGCUGGUGGGUACAGUCUUUGUCCAAUUGGAUAUACACAGCUUUUGGCCAUUUAACAGUCCUUUGCUAGUUGAAGGAUGAUUUGGUACAAAGGAAAGAGCAAAGGGUCUGGCGAGAGAAGCCUUGGGUUUCUGUUGUAUGCUGUGAUUUCCUUGCUCUGAGACACUAAGUCAAGCUAGUUUUUUGAGCCUUAUCUAUAUAGCAGAGAAGUAUUAUCUGUUGGGAGGAUUAAGGUUUAAAUCUAAUUGUGGCGUGGUGCAUAUAAGGCCCAUGGUAGCUGUAUUCUGGUAGUAACCUUAAUGGAAGUAGCAGAGUUUGAGUUCCUUUGCAUCUAAUUCCUGCUGACUUUUAGCUUCAAAUCAACAGUAGCAACACCCGCUGAUAUUCUCUGACUGAGGAACAACCAGGCCAGCUCUUGGCUCUGAGUCCAGCUGGGCAGCACAGGUGAUGAAUUCUCCUGCAUCAGAAAUAUGUGGGGCUUGAUGUUGAAGUCCUGGGCCUGUGGUCUAGUUUAUAUUUCUGUUUCACUGGAACUUAGUGCAUGUGCAGGGUUAAACUCUAGAAUCAGGAAACUUUCCAUGAGCUUUCUUUACAGAGGCCUCCAGCAAGCAUGUGAGGAAUCACUAGACAUUUAUGCCUGUGAGUCAUGGGUCUAUACAGACAGCAGGAGUGCAAUCGUUCUUGGCUCAUUUUUCCUAAAUGGAGCAUAUACACACUUGGCCCUUGUCUGUAUCUGUGUGUGUGUGUGUGUGUGUGUGUGUGUGAAUUUAGAGUCCAGAGACAAAAGGAAGUGAUUGAUCACAACCAUUUGGCAGUCCCUACAGCCAUUGUCUGUCCAGACAUUUAUGAUGAAAAUGGCAGGUGGAAUAAGGUUUCUGUAUAUUUUGCCUAGUUUUGCUCAACCUACAAGAGCUGUAGUUAAUUUUUUCUUUUCUUUUCUCUUUAUCGCUCAAAAGUUUGGCUUCUACCAAACAAAAUGAAAGACAUGAACACUUUUGAUAGAGUAUUAUGCAGAUGUUAGUUAUUUAAUAAUGAUACUACCGGUGUAUAGUAUUAUUAGGACUAUUAGUCACUAUAGCAUCCUAGUGGCGUCUGCUUCAGGGACUCACCAUGGUGGUGGGCAGGUUUGUUAUCGUGGCAUUUCCCUUAGCAAUAUAAUUAUUCCCCCAGUACUCAGGUAAUUUAAACAUAUAUGCAACUAGUACAUUGUGGUUACUGACCAAUCAGACCAGACACUGAUCCGUUUAACACAACAGUGAAUAGGCUGAAUAGCAGCCAAAGAUCAGUGAUCAAGUCUCCGCUGAGGUGAACCAAAGUAAACAUUUACCUCAUUUUAUAGACGACUUGUGUGCCAUAUCAGAUUAACAAAAUUUUCCGGGUCGGAUACUUUCUGAGUGACGUAGUCAAGUUCUCAACCUGAAAUUCUUGGGCCCUUAGGUUUUUGUGGAUUUAUCUUCAGGGUCUGAGAGUCCUCCACCUUCAUUUUUAAAUGUUGUCAUUCCUUGUGGGGGUAAUCUUUAAAAAUUAAUACAAGUGCCCUUCUCUUCCGUAUGACCACCUCGUAUUUGAGUACCGUCACAUGACUUCUGUGCUCACAUCCGGGUGCUCACAGAAAGUGAUGAACUUUACAUUGCACUUUUAAAUGUAGCAUAGAUUAGGGUCCAUGGCUGGGGAUUCUCAGGUUUAUUGUCAAGUGUCAGUGGUUAAUCUGUUUGAAACUUGCUGCAGUCUAUCCUCUCAACCCUAUAGACUCUACUUCACCAUCCCUCCCCUUAACUCUUCCAGCAGAGGGAACUCACACCACACACAGAGCCAUGGAUUUGAGAGACCCUGUGGUCCAGCCUUCAGAGUGUUAAACUUACCGAAGUCUCACAGCUGUUAGUGGAGGCUUUGCAAUCCUGCCAUCUGGUUUCACCUGCGGACAGCUUUAAUGUCUUUUUCUCUGUUGGACUUGAAUCUGCCCCCUUAGAAUGUACUUAGACCCACGGGUUCUAAACUCUUGGAGACAUACCAAGCAAGGGUAACUAUCGUCUGGUGAGGUAUUUGUUGUAUGUGACAAGUUUUUUUUUUUAACUUUUUUCUGGUAGGGUCUGAGUCUUGUCAAAAGUCUGCAGUUUGCUCUUAAAGAUGUGGUAAAAAUAUAGGGAUAUAUUCGUAUCUUUAAACAGAAACUAAAUUUCUGAAAGUAGAACCCUUUAAAAAAAGCAAUAAGGGAAUUUCCUGUUUAAAGAAAGACCCAUUUGGCAAUACAAACAUUGUAUUUAACAUAACUUUUGCAUGUAUGAAAAUUUAAAAGAGGGUUUUUCUAUUAAAAUUUUUAGAUUAUAUUAAAUUUUACUGUUUAAAUUUAUUUUUGAAAAGGUGCUAUCUUUACAUUGUUCGAAGAUAAGAAAAUAUGAAAGGGUGUUCAAGAAAAGUCUUGCCCCCAUUUCUCUGCACAGCCUGCCUGGUCCCCUGUCUUCCUCAUCCCAUAGAUAAUUUCAGGGUUUCUUAGUGCAAAUGCAAAUACAACAAAGCAAAAUAUAUGUGCAUUUUAAAAUAAGAAUUUCUUGAAACAAAGUAUAUAUUAUACACUGUGAAACUCACAUCUCUCAUUUGGUCUUAUUUAAAAUGAUGCUGUAAGAUGCCUGGAAAUACUGGUACAAUUCUAGAAUGGGAAUAACUAUGAGUUUUGUGGACUGAGUACUUGUAAAUAGUAGUAAUUACCUUACCAAUAAAUAAAGACAUUUUUUCCUUUUUA